AUGGCAUUCCGACUUGCGACCAUUCAGCGUCAGAUCUUGGCCGGCGACGCGGCGGUGAGUGGCGGUGUGCUGCCAUCGGCCGUGUCAGGGAACGAGGAUGCCGAGUUCGCCCAGCGCGUGCAGGAGAUGAAAACCUGGAUGAGUGGCGAGCGCUUCAAGCAUACCACCAGACCCUACAAGGUGGAAGAUGUGGUGAAGCUGCAAGGCACGUUUCCCUUGAGCUUCGCUGGUGCCAGAGUGUCUGAGAAGCUCUACAAGAUGAUGCGUGACCACCAGGCCAAAGGCACCUGCUCCCACACCUUUGGCGCCCUGGACACUGUGCAGGUGACCCAGAUGGCCAAGUACCUCACCUCAGUCUACGUCAGCGGCUGGCAGUGCUCCUCCACCGCCUCCACCUCCAACGAGCCGGGACCCGAUGUGGCGGACUACCCCUACGACACCGUGCCCAACAAGGUGGAUCAGCUCUUCCGCGCGCAGCUCUUCCACGACCGCAAGCAGUACGAGGAGCGCCGCCGCAUGUCUCCGGAGGAGCGCGCCAAGGCGGCUCCCGUGGACUAUUUGAAUCCCAUCAUCGCCGAUGCGGACACCGGACACGGCGGCAUUACCGCCACCAUGAAGCUGGCCAAGAUGUUCAUCGAGAACGGCGCCGCUGGCAUCCACAUCGAGGAUCAGAAGCCUGGAACCAAGAAGUGCGGACACAUGGGUGGCAAGGUGUUGGUCUCCACCCAGGAGCACAUCCAGCGCCUCAUUGCCAUCCGACUUCAGGCCGAUGUGCUGAACUCGCCCCUGGUCCUGGUGGCGCGCACUGAUGCGGAGGCGGCCACCAUGAUCGACUCCAACAUCGAUCCCAUUGACCAUCCGCACAUCAAGGGUGUCACCGUCAAGGGAGCGGAGCCACUCUUCGAGGCCAUGCGCAAGGGCACCGACAAGGACUGGGAACAGCGCGCAGGCUGCAUGACCUUCCCUGAGGCUGUGGCCAAGGAGUUGAAGGCCAAGGGCAAGGACGCCGCCCAGUGGCUGAAGGACUCUCGCAAGAUGUCCAUUGACCAGAUGAGGAAAGCUGCCUCUGACAUGGGUCUGGAUGUUUUCUUCGACUGGGAUUCCGCACGCUCCGUCGAGGGCUACUAUCGCAUCAAGGGUUCCACGGAGUUCUGCAUCGAACGUGCCAUUGCCUUCGCCCCCUAUGCGGAGCGCGUUACCCAGCUAGGCAUUCAAAUCAUUUCUGGCCUCAAUGGCCUCAAUGGCUGGGAGGACUGCAUUUGGAUGGAGACAGGUAAGCCCAUCUUGGCACAAGCCACGCAGUUUGCCCAGGAAGUGCGUGCCGCGGUGCCCCAUCAGAUGUUGGCCUACAACCUGAGUCCCUCCUUCAACUGGGACAGCGCCGGCAUGACAGAUGCGCAGAUGGAGUCCUUCAUUUGGGAUUUGGCCAAGUUGGGCUUCUGCUGGCAGUUCAUCACCUUGGCUGGCUUCCACUGCGAUGCCCUGAGCAUUGAUCUCUUUGCCAAGGAGUACGCCGCGCGCGGUGCCUAUGCCUAUGUCUCUAUGAUCCAACGUGAGGAACGCAAGAACAAGGUGAGCCGCGCCGUGCCCGUUCGGAAAGGUGACCAGUGCGGGAACAUCAUCGAACUGGGGAAAUUCGCCGUUGAAGUCAUAGUUAUAACCAUCCUGAAGUGGAUAGAGUAUGCGAUUUUCUAA
Cladocopium goreaui is the source of this 1695-nucleotide messenger RNA. Lineage: Eukaryota; Dinophyceae; Suessiales; Symbiodiniaceae. The record is from the annotation of a GenBank genome assembly.